UUUUCCUGCUCUUGAAAUGACAACAACAAGUGAAUCCCCACUCAUGUACCCCAACAUGUGAAUAACAUUGAUAUCAAAUAGUAAAAAAAUAAAACUUUCUGACUGGAACAAUCAACAAGUGAACAGGACAAGCAAUUGUGUCCAUUAAACAACAACAGAAUUGUUUUUCCAACAACUAAUAAUGGAAAUGGCGAUAGAUGAGAAUAAUCCAACUCCCCAAGACCUACAACGUAAGCUGUACUUCCUAGUGGAGCAGCUGCAGAACAUGGCAAGUUGUCUCCCCCCAAAAUACCAGAUGAGAUUGCCCUAUGAGCUUCUGUCAGCCCUAGCCAAUUCCCUCCUCAACGACACGAUCUUCGAAAUAGUUAAGGGACUCAUGGAGAUCCAGCACGUCACCGAAAAGCACCUCUUCCAACAGCGGCUGCAGCUGUUGAACAGACAGAAGAUUGAGAUGCAGGAGACCCUUGCGAAUUUUAUCACGGAGGAGGACAAACUGACGGCGCAAAUAGCCCUGCAAGUCAAGCAUAAAGCUGAGCUGAAGCAGAAUGACUUGAAGCUGGUUAUGCAGCUGGACCAGAAGGUAGCCGAUCAGCAGAGUAUACUGGAGAAGGCUGGGGUGCCAGGGUUUUAUGUCACCGAUAAUCCAAUGGAGAUUCAGGUUCAGAUGAGACUCUGCGAUUUUAUCAUUCGUUUGAGCAAGAUGGAACCUAGCUAACCUUUGAAGAUAUUCAAGUGUUUAGGUUACUUUUUCAACAGUGAAGUGAUUCUCUUUUAACCUCCGAGUUUCCUUUCCCUUUAAUAUUAUUUAUUGUUCCAUCUGCAUGUGUCUCACUUUGACUUUGAAUGAUUAGGAAACGUGUCAUUAAAGAUAAAACAAUUUGUAAAUAUGAAUAUUAUUUUUCACUCUCUGUUAAUUGAGAGGAAUUGCUGAUUAUUUUAUACAAAAAUCAAUUGUAUUCAUUUAUGUACAAAUAAAUUUAUUUUCAGUACUA
Diachasmimorpha longicaudata is the source of this 992-nucleotide messenger RNA. It is a transcript of the gene gdl, whose product is annotated as gonadal protein gdl. The transcript has a single exon. The record is from RefSeq and is a predicted model, not a curated record. The coding region runs from base 182 to 715 and encodes 177 amino acids. NCBI's taxonomy places the organism in Eukaryota, Metazoa, Arthropoda, Insecta, Hymenoptera, Braconidae.